GGACCGCAACCCCCUCCGAGUCGCGCGCGAGGCGUGAGGCGGUGCUGAGGACCUGUGGCCGCGGGCGGGCAGCUUGACGUCGGGACUGUCCAGCGAGCGAGCGAGCGAGCGAGCGAGCGCGGCGGGAGCCCGCAGCCACAGCAGCCCCAGAGCCACAGCCAACAGCCGCAGUCCGCGGAGCCCAGCCCAGCCCAGCCGGCCAUGGCGCUGUCGAUGCCCCUGAACGGGUUGAAGGAGGAGGACAAAGAGCCCCUCAUCGAGCUCUUCGUCAAGGCUGGCAGUGAUGGCGAGAGCAUCGGCAACUGCCCCUUCUCACAGAGGCUCUUCAUGAUCCUUUGGCUCAAAGGAGUUGUGUUUAGCGUCACAACCGUCGACCUGAAAAGGAAGCCUGCAGAUCUGCAGAACUUGGCUCCCGGGACCCACCCACCGUUUAUAACCUUCAACAGCGAGGUCAAAACGGAUGUAAAUAAGAUUGAGGAAUUUCUUGAAGAAGUCUUGUGCCCCCCCAAGUACUUAAAGCUGUCACCAAAACACCCAGAGUCAAACACUGCCGGAAUGGACAUCUUUGCCAAAUUCUCUGCUUACAUCAAGAACUCGAGGCCAGAGGCUAACGAAGCGCUGGAGAGGGGGCUCCUGAAGACACUGCAGAAGCUGGAUGAGUAUCUGAACUCUCCCCUUCCCGAUGAGAUCGACGAGAACAGCAUGGAGGAUAUCAAGUUCUCCACCAGGAGAUUCCUGGAUGGCGACGAGAUGACACUAGCGGACUGCAACCUGCUGCCCAAGCUACACAUCGUCAAGGUGGUGGCCAAAAAAUACCGCAACUUCGAUAUUCCCAAAGAAAUGACGGGCAUCUGGAGGUACCUGACAAAUGCCUACAGCAGGGAUGAGUUCACCAAUACCUGUCCCAGCGACAAGGAGGUGGAAAUCGCUUACAGUGAUGUCGCCAAGAGACUUGCCAAGUAGACAGCACUUUUGAGAGCGAUGCCUUCAGAUUCCCCCCAAAUACGCUUUCCUAACAGACUGCUCUGCCUCCUCUAAAGUAGAAGUGUAUUUUGCAUGAACAUGCAGUUACUCAAGACUAGGAUUAAAGCUAGACAAAGUGUAGUAGUCAUCUCCAGUACACACUCCUAAGCAGUAUUAUUCUAAAGUCCUCUGCCCAGCCCACCUGCCCUGCCCGACGGAGGUACUCCGCCACCAGCACAUGAGAGGCAGUUUGCCAUCAGUCUGGAGCCCCGACCUUCAUGUCCAUUCCCUGCGUGUAGGUGACAGAAUUUGAGGUGCAAUGUUCAACCAUUAGAAUAGUAGCCAUGACAACAGUGGCCCCACGCUGGUGUAUAAUGCAUGGUACAAAGAAUAUUUAUGUAUGGGGGAGAGUUGUAGUACUGAAUAGCGGAUAUGGGAGGAUUGCUGUUGUGUUGGACACACUGUCUCAGUGUAGGCUGUGCUGGAGUGUGCUGUCUGGGAAGACCACCUUCUGCAGAGAGAUUGCUGGUUUCUUGGUAGAAGCUUAAUUUUACCUAAAAUGUGUCAUUUGUAUAAAUUGUAACAUCUGAUACUAUGUAGAAACUGAGAGACUGAGUUCUGGGAAGGCACUCUCGAUGAUAAGAUGGGUGGGUUCUGUCUUACGAUAUCUGCUCUGUGGGUUCACCCAGGACCAUGCUUACGUUUGCAGCAGUAUUGCUGCCUCCAUUGUUAACAGGCUGUUUCUCUCUCUCUCUCUCUCUCUCUCUCUCUCUCUCUCUCUCUCUCUCUCUCUCUCAAGUUCAUGGGGUUCAGGGUGAGCUUAUUGAAGUCAAGUACACUUAACUCCUAAAGCAGGGUCUCUGGGGGACGGGGUGAAGAACGCAUCAUCUGGCCUAUCGUAAACUCCCAUGAAGCACAGGUCACAUGCUCCCAUCUCACCUCCAUUGCAUUAGACCAAGUGGGAGGUCCUUCUUGGGAUACAUUGUGGUUGUCAUAGUGUGGAUUUCCCACAGUUGUGCCUAAUGUCACUUGCCACGCCAAGGAAACACUCUGUUCUUUUCUUGCCCUUUGUUCUGAGAUGAGAUGUUUCUCUGAAGGCCUGGUUGGCCUGGGACUUGAGAGGUGAACGAAUUGGCCUCAAAGUUGUAGCAAUCCUCCUGCAUUUUCCUCCCAAAUGCUGGGAUUAUGAGCCUGCACCAUCACGUCUGGCUUGUUUUCUCAUUUUUUAAACAAAGUCUAAGAUGAAAGAGAAUGAGUUUGGUCCCACCCAAACAAAGUGGACUUUCUACAUAGUACCCCAGAGCCUGGUUGUGACUUUGUUAUAUUUUUGGUGUUUUUUUUUUUUUUUUUUUUUUAAUGUAACUUGUUGAAGAAGUCCUGUUUCUCGCAGGCUUUCCGUCCCACAGUGCACCGCUUUAAGGUGGCCUGCUUUCCCCUUUGGUGUGCAGACAGUAAAUAAAUAAAAGUCGGCUCUGCGGAAGUGUUCUGACUCAUAAGCAGCCCCUUUUCAAACUUACCAGGGAUUCUCUUAGCACGGGGACAAGCUUUCGAGCGCACGCACCCCUGUGGCUCAGGGAGAUGCCUUGGCCACGGCUUCACCCUUAUUGCUGAUCAGGGUGUGGCACCAUCACUGUGCAGACACUGGGUGGUGAUGUCUGGUUCCGGAGGGGGGUGGGACGUAGGACGACACUAUCUUUUCUCCUUUGAGAAAUGGUCCUGCCGUGUCUCAAUGGGCAGAAGUGUCCCAACUUUACAGAGUGACAGCUUGUCCUUGGGUGGGGUUGCAUCUUUCAUGAGGAAGAUUCCAGAGAACGAAUGCCUCUUCUUUCUGCAAGUGGACGGAGUUAGUGGGGGCUCCCACCAGAGGCUGUGGCUGACGUGCCUACCCUUGGGUGUUUCUUCGUGGCUUCCUAAUUUGCCUCCUGGUUGCUCUUGCUGUCUCUAGUUGUCCAUCCAAGGAAGGGAAGCCUGCCUUGGUUUUGACAAAGGCAGAGCUGUUUUUCUCUGUGGAGCCAGUUUUAGAUGAAGAAAAGUCAAACAAAUUUGAGUUUGACAAAAGGACAGAAGCUGUAAGGAGGAAGGGCCACAGCAAGCACCUUCAGCUCCAUCUGUGCAAAGAUCGUGGCUAAAACCUUGAGGUUUGAGAUGCUGAAAUGUGACGUUUCCAUGCAGUUGGUGCGGUGUGGGGGCUGAAUCCAGGAGCCAUCUAGUCUCACGUCCACACCUCCUGAGUGGAGUCUCCCUGCUCCUCAGUGGAUCCUGAGGAACUGUUGUAAUUAUUAUAACUUCCUUUGUUCUCUAGCUACGGAUCUUGAGUACAAUGCAAAUAAGAUUUUCUCGUAAUAUUAGCUUUCAUAGCUCUAAAGUAUUGAGCAGUUUGCAUACCAUUAAGAGACUGAGGGGUUUGGACACUCGGUGGGUGGGUCAGCGCUAGGACUUAGGCUUUUGUACUUCAACUGAGUUAGUUUUCUGGGACCUCACCAGAGGCGCGCAUGGAGAUAGGUUUUAUGUCUUCAUGCUUUUUU
Alexandromys fortis (reed vole) is the source of this 3488-nucleotide messenger RNA. It is a transcript of the gene Clic4, whose product is annotated as chloride intracellular channel 4. Lineage: Eukaryota; Metazoa; Chordata; Mammalia; Rodentia; Cricetidae. The record is from RefSeq and is a predicted model, not a curated record. Bases 202 to 963 code for a protein of 253 amino acids. The transcript is spliced from 6 exons.